Molecule: messenger RNA, 2287 nt
Organism: Mandrillus leucophaeus (drill)
Lineage: Eukaryota; Metazoa; Chordata; Mammalia; Primates; Cercopithecidae
Gene: CIDEB
Product: cell death-inducing DFFA-like effector b
Exons: 7
Coding region: 1187-1846 (219 amino acids)
Biological process (GO): regulation of apoptotic process; apoptotic process
Source: RefSeq, a predicted model, not a curated record
GCGCGGCGACUGCCUGCAGAAGGUUGACCGCGUGGUAGGGAGCCCAGAGCAAGCCGAAGGCAAGCACGAUGGCGCUCACCAGCCGGCCCACCCGUGCUCCAUGCCGCCCUGAGCCCCAGCGGGCGCCCCGCAGCCGCGCCAGCGUCACGCUGUAGCAGCCAAGCAUCAGCCCGAAAGGAAGCACGAAGGCGGUCAGAGUCUCCAGGGUCAGGUGGGCGGCGGCGUGGGCCGGCGACGGGUGGCACAGCUGGCAUACGCGGUCCCUCCACAGGUGGCGGUAGAUGGCGGCCGGAACGGCGAGCAAGAGGGCGGCCAGCCAGACGGCCAGCAGCAGGCGGCGGGCCAGGGCCGGGCUGCGCAGCCUGGGCGCCAGGAAGGGGCGGGUAACCGCGAGGCAGCGCUGCAGGCUGAGCAGGCCGGUGAGCAACACGCUGGCGUACAUGCUGAGCGCGCACACGUAGUACACCGCCUUGCAGCCCGCCUGGCCCAGUGGCCAGGCUUGCCCAGUCAGGAAGGCCACAAAGAGCGGCGUGAGCAGCAGCACCGCGCCGUCGGCCAGCGCCAGAUGCAGCACAAGGGUGGCUGCCAGCGGUCGCCCCCGUGCAGGCCGCCAGCCCGCCAAGCUCCACACCACGAAGCCGUUGCCGGGCAGCCCCAGCAGCGCCGCCAGGAGCAGGAAGACCGUGCCUGUGGCCCGCGAAGUCUUCCAGCUCAGCAGUGUCUCGUUCCCUGGGGGACGGUAGCAGACGGACAUCCUUCUGGGCCUACAGGACACAGAAAAAAAGUGGGGAAGCUGGGGGACCCUAUAAGGAUCCUGGGCAGGAAAGCAGGGAUUGUGUUCAUUUGAGGGUUUCACUGUCAGUGAGAGUCUCAGCUUCCAUGCAACUGUCCAUCAUGGCUGCAACUGAAAUCAGAGCUGGGACACAGUGCACCAGAAGCUAAAUUCUUGAUGCCAUCAAAGGACAUUCCUGCCCCAUUCACAUCUCCUUCACGUCCAUUAGUUGGCAAAAGCAGAAAGGUGAAAGAGAAGAUGACCUAAGUGUGACCGAACUCCACAGGCAGUUCUGGAAACCAAAGUCAGAGCAAUGAACCAGCCCCUCCUUUGACCAAGGAGGAAGGAGCAGCCCCAGCACAGGAGAGAACUACCCAGCCCAGAAGUUCCAGGGAAGGAACUCUCCCAUCCACCAUGGAGUACCUCUCAGCUCUGAACCCCAGUGACCUACUCAGGUCAGUAUCUAAUAAAAGCUCGGAGUUUGGACGGAGGGUCUGGACCUCAGCUUCACCACCCCAGCGACCUUUCCGUGUCUGUAAUCACAAGCGGACCAUCCGGAAAGGCCUGACAGCUGCCACCCGCCAGGAGCUGCUAGCCAAAGCAUUGGAGACCCUACUGCUGAAUGGAGUGCUAACCCUGGUGCUAGAGGAGGAUGGAACUGCAGUGGACAGUGAGGACUUCUUCCAGCUGCUGGAGGAUGACACGUGCCUGAUGGUGUUGGAGUCUGGUCAGAGCUGGAGCCCCGCAAGGAGUGGAGUGCUGUCAUAUGGCCUGGGACGGGAGAGGCCCAAGCACAGCAAGGACAUCGCCCGCAUCACCUUUGACGUGUACAAGCAAAACCCUCGAGACCUCUUUGGCAGCCUGAAUGUCAAAGCCACAUUCUACGGGCUCUACUCUAUGAGUUGUGACUUUCAAGGACUCGGCCCAAAGAAAGUACUCAGGGAGCUCCUUCGUUGGACCUCCACACUGCUGCAAGGCCUGGGCCAUAUGUUGCUGGGAAUUUCCUCCACCCUUCGUCAUGUAGUGGAGGGGGCUGAGCAGUGGCAGCAAAAGGGCCGCCUCCAUUCCUACUAAGAAGGGGCUCUGAGCUUCUGCCCCCAGAAUCAUUCCAAGAGACACACUGCAAAGACUAUGACAGCAUCAAAUUUCAGGACCUGCAGCUAGUACAGGCUAGAUAACUCACCCAAUUUCCCCAUUGUCCUCUGAUCCGCUUGUCAGAGAACCUUUCAGCAUAAUGCCUCACAUCCCAAGUUCUAUACCCUUACCUGAAAAAUGCUGUCCCUUCCUAGCCACCUUUCUGGCCUCCCACUUGCCCUGAAAGGCCACAAGCCUGCCCCCCAGGCAUCUUGAUCCCAGCCUGAUUGCUGCUACAUCUAACCCCUACCAAUGCCUCCUGUCCCUAAACUCCCCAGCACACUGAUGACAGCCCUCUGACUUUACCCUGAGAUGUCUUCAUAUCCUUCACCACAAAGUAACAAAAACAUUUCCAAUAAAAAUAUAAAAUAUUUACCACUA